Messenger RNA from Malassezia restricta, 2787 nucleotides. Its product is annotated as magnesium transporter. The record is from RefSeq and is a predicted model, not a curated record. Gene Ontology annotation, molecular function: magnesium ion transmembrane transporter activity. NCBI's taxonomy places the organism in Eukaryota, Fungi, Basidiomycota, Malasseziomycetes, Malasseziales, Malasseziaceae. Gene Ontology annotation, cellular component: plasma membrane. The transcript has a single exon. Gene Ontology annotation, biological process: intracellular magnesium ion homeostasis. Bases 1 to 2787 code for a protein of 928 amino acids.
AUGCGGCGCGCAGAGCGUCUUCCUGAGCCCGUGCACAGGGGCAAUGGGCGGGGUGGUUGGCUGCGUCGGUGGUGGCACAAGCGCCCUCUUGAGACGCAGGAAAAACAUGCCCUCGACACUUUUGCUAUGCAUACAAAAGAAGAAGCAAAGCAGGUAUCUGAUCACGAGACGAAGCAAGCUUCUCGUUUAAAAUUUGCCCAUGCUCAUCAACGCAUUUUACCGGAAGAUUUACCUCAGGAUUAUGAACCAGACGAAGUUUACCGUGGUCUAGAUGAAUAUGUCGCUGCAAGGAGGAGUGUGCGUAGAAAAGAACAGCGUAUGAAUCGACGCUCUGCCUCUCACGAUUCGGAUAGCGACUCAAGCCACAGCAGCAGCUCAGACUCGAGUAGCGGCCCCCAAGUUAUUUCGCGUAUUCGUGCCUUAUUUGGGGACAGCUCAGACAGUUCAAGUGACUCGGAAUCAGACAAUGAUGACUCUGACGCUGAGUCGUCCUUGCGGUCAUCUAGCGCUCGAGAUUCCCAUGACACGGAUGUCUCGGAUCGUUUGUCCGCGACGAGUGUUCGUUCUCGUCGAGAUACGUCUGUUGUCAAUACUCCCAACAUGUCGUCCGCAUUUUCUCCCUGGACUCCUCGCUUAAGUGCACUCACUAGUACGCGACGAAGGCGAAGGCAUAAGCGCCGUCAACAGCGCCAGGAGCGCCCCGCGCACAUUGUCAAAGCUAGUCGUAUGGCUCGGCGUAAUGCUCGUCGUUUGCGUGAAUUAUCUGGAGGUGUUACCGAAUACACUCUUUUCUCCCCAACAGGCGAUGCACGUUCUAAUACCGUUUACUCACAUUCUUGGGAUCAAAUUUGGGAGCGCAUGGAAGAAUACUUUCAGUAUCAUCGACAAACGGAUGGCCAUGCGGGCGACCUAGGCAUACCGGGAGUUUCUGAAAUACCAAGUGAAAGAAUGCAACGUCUCAACGAUGAAGAUUUCUUGAAACUGCCAUCGCCUGCGCUUAAUUUGGACAAUACAGAAUCAAAACCUACCCAAGCUGAUGAUCAUGCGGAAAUCUCUUUCGAGCAGGAACGUUUGACUGGACGUCACAUGUCAGACGUACCUCUCACUCCUUAUUUCCGCUCCAAUAUCUCGGGAGAGGUAGCGCCAUCGCCGAUGCCAUUUGCUUCAUUGUCUACUAAACUAAAGCCACAAAUGAAAUCUGACCCAGUUUCACCCUUGCCUGGCAGCAAUCUUCCUAAUUCCUCCACAAUAGAUACCAUUCCCGAGGAGCCUGCCGAGUUGUAUCUACCUGAAGCUGCUCUCGAUAUAUACGGACAACCACACAACGUUCAACCCAAUGUAACACCCCCUGAUGUCGCCAUAACGAAACAUUCUCUUCGAUCUGACCCUUGGUGGCUAGAUAUCCGGUGUCCCACCUACAAAGAUAUGCAACAGCUAAGCCAACAUUUUCCGCUGCACCCACUGACGGUGGAAGAUAUCUUAAAGCAAGAACCGCGUGAGAAGGUGGAAACAUUUGAACGUCUCGGGUACUAUUUUGUUGUUAUUCGUGCAUUAGAUGAAAACCACUUUCGUUUUACUCGUCCUAGCACUAAGCGCAAAGAUGAUAAAUCCACUCAAGAUACCAUGUUGCUAUCACCGGGACUUGUGGAAGCACAAGUUCCAAAAACGCCGCGCGCUCGGAAUAUCGCUCCAAAGCAAACUUCGGAAGAAGGGCGCGUUCACAUCGAAACUGUGAAGUCCGAGUCCGGCAAGGAGGGUCUAGAGGGUUUGACGGCUGGUUCUGUUUCUCUUUACCUUGUCGUAUUUUCCCAUGGUGUGUUGUCAUUCCACUUUGAAGAUCUUCGCAAUCAUACUGAAAGAAUCCGUGACAAGCUAGAUUCCGCUUACACAGACAUGCAGCACAAUGCUGACUGGAUUGUACACAGUCUGUAUGAUUCAAUCGUUGACGCAUUUUCCCCUUAUGUUACAUUCCUGCAAUCAGAAGUUGAAUACGUGGAAUUUCUUUCGAAUGACUUAGACAUCACUCCAUUCCAGGACGAGAAACGGUCGCUUUCAACAAAGAUACGCCGUUUUUUCACGGAACCGUUGUUCUCGACACCUGACGAUAAACGUACGGGUCUUAUUGCCGAAGAUCUUCUUCGUUCGCUACCGGAAGGAAGUAAAGAAUAUGUUGAAUAUCUUGUUAGGCGCUCGAAAAAGCGGAAGGCAUUUUCUACAUACGAUGCUCUGCACCAGAGUCAUUUUAUUUUGCGUCUAACGCGUGUCCGCGAGGUCGUAAUGGGUCUUACGAGGCUGUUAUUGCCUAAGGCGGAUGUCGUAAGAACUCUGCGUAAGCGACUUUUUGACUCAAAAAACUUUGUGCGUGAAAGCAAUAUGCUAGAAUUAUACUUUGAUGACAUUUUCGACCAUGUUGCUUCCAUGUUGACUCAACUUCAGGACCGUGAAUACGGCCUGAACCACACUCAUUCAGCAUUUCUUUCGAUAUCAUCAUUGAGUGCCAGUCGUUUUCAACGCCGUGUUAUCAUAACGCUCAUUUGGGCUUGUAUGAUCAUCAAUAUUGUUUUCUUCUGCACGUUGUAUUGCACCUCUUUCAGUAUGAACGUUCAAAUCCCGGCUGACUCGGCCUUAUGUGAGGGUGAUGACGGUUCAAUAGGUGAUUGCACCCACACGCCUUUUGCUGGAAUUGCUUCAUCACUUGUUGUAUUUCCCACUAUUUUGAUUGCUGUGUACAGAGUAAUAAUGCGCCGCUCAGAAGCCCGAUCAAAACGAAAGAUGGCUUCUCGAUAA